Lasiosphaeria miniovina is the source of this 1280-nucleotide messenger RNA. RefSeq lists its product as uncharacterized. Lineage: Eukaryota; Fungi; Ascomycota; Sordariomycetes; Sordariales; Lasiosphaeriaceae. Bases 1 to 1119 code for a protein of 372 amino acids. The record is from RefSeq and is a predicted model, not a curated record. Gene Ontology annotation, biological process: beta-D-galactose catabolic process via UDP-galactose, Leloir pathway. Gene Ontology annotation, cellular component: cytosol. The transcript has 4 exons. Gene Ontology annotation, molecular function: UDP-glucose 4-epimerase activity.
AUGGCUGUGGGAACAGUUCUCGUCACCGGUGGCACCGGCUACAUCGGCUCCUUCACGUCCCUCGCGCUGCUCGAGAACGGCUACGAAGUUGUGAUUGUCGACAACCUCUACAACUCGUCAAAGGUAGUCCUUGACCGCAUUGAGCUCAUCUGCGGGAAGCGCCCCGCCUUUUACGAGGUCGACGUGACAGACGAAGCAGGCCUCGACGAGGUCUUCGCUAAGCACCCCGAAAUCGACAGCGUCAUCCACUUCGCAGCGCUCAAGGCAGUCGGCGAGUCGGGCGAGAUCCCGCUCGAGUACUACAAUGUCAACGUGGGCGGUGGCAUCGCGCUGCUGCGGUCCAUGAAGAGGGCCAAUGUGCCCAACAUCGUCUUCUCGUCUUCGGCCACCGUCUACGGCGAUGCGACGCGCGUGCCCAACAUGAUCCCGAUCCCCGAAGAGUGCCCCAUUGGCCCCACCAACACAUACGGCCGCACAAAGGUCAUGAUCGAGACGGUAAUUACGGACCACGUCGAGGCGGAGCGGAACAGGUGCAAGAAGGCCGGCCAGCCAUACGAGCGGUGGAAUGGCGCGUUGCUGCGCUACUUCAACCCUUGCGGCGCGCACCCCAGCGGCAUCAUGGGCGAGGAUCCCCAGGGAGUCCCCUACAACCUCCUCCCCCUGCUCGGCAAGGUAGCGACUGGCGACCGGAAGAACCUGUUGGUGUUUGGCGAUGACUACGCGUCCAAAGACGGCACGGCGAUCCGCGACUACAUCCACGUGCUAGACCUUGCCAACGGCCACUUAGCCGCCCUCGACUACCUGCAAGAACACAAACCCGGCGUUCGGGCGUGGAACCUGGGGUCUGGCCGCGGGAGCACCGUGUUCGAGAUGAUCAAGGCAUUCAGCAAGGUCGUGGGCCACGACCUGCCGUAUACGGUGGUUGAGCGGAGACAGGGCGAUGUGCUGGACCUCACGGCCCGCCCGGCGCGUGCCAACGAGGAGCUCAAGUGGCGCACCAAGCUCACCCUGGAGAAUGCCUGCGCCGAUCUCUGGCGCUGGGUAGAGAACAACCCCCAGGGUUACCGGCAAGAUCCGCCGGCCGAGUUUGUCGAGGCCCUCAAGGCCAAGAAGACAUAAACCACCUCGGCGACGUCAGCGGCCAUCGGCAUUUGCUUUCCGCGGUUGGUUGCGUUGGAGUAAUAAGUUCCCUUCUUGGGUGUAUUACAGCUGCCUCUUUCUACAGACUUUUUUGAUUCAUGUUUAUAGACGUAAUGGAGACACGGGCUCCCGUUAUUAGA